AGACGCGCUCGGGGCCGCGCUCGGGGCCGCGCCAGGCCACGGCCAGCGCGCCGCAGCCCCGGCGGCCGAGCGGAGCCCGGGCGGCCUGGCGGUGCGAGCCCCGCGCGGCGUGCGGAGCGGAGCGGCCCGCGGCUGAGACAGGUGCACGUGUGGAAGCUGCCGUGACACGGAACUGUCCGGAGCUGAGAGUCCCGGGUACCUAGUUAUUCCUCACGAGUGUUACCUUGAGCGUGGGUCACCUCUGUGUUUCAGACGGGGAACUGAUGUAAGGGGCUCGGUAGGAAGUGGCGAGCCGAUCGAAGCUGUUUGCCUGCCUCCCGCACUGCCCCUCCCAUGCUCCUGUUGUACUCGGUGAAUCAGUCAUCUAUUUAUGCCCCAGUGAAGCGUCUCAGGCUGGGCGUGGAGAUCUGCGGCAGUGAUUGGAGGAAACACUGCGCGAGCCCCGGUCCGGGUCAUCGCGUCCUGCCUGCACCGGAGGGAGCUUUGCCUCGGGGUCGAGCAAACCAGAAACUAAUCUACCGACAGAAACCGUCUCCGCCAGUCAAGAGACCCUCACAAGCACUUUGCCAUGGAUGUAGAAGAAGAAGAAAACAUGAUGCUGUUUGCUUAGCGUCACAAGCAUCUACUUCUAGAUUAUGUACCGUGACGCGAGGGCUGACUUGUCAGGGCACUUGUUCGAGCAGCACAGAUGUUAAGGAAAGCUGCGGUCUGGACAGCGCGCUCCCCACGGACGGCAGCGCCCCCGGGCCUGGCGAGGGCGCCCCGCUCUCCAACGGGGGUGGUGGCGGCACCGGCCGGAAGCGGCCCCUGGAGGAGGGCAGCAAUGGCCACGCCAAGUUCCGCCUGAAGAAGAGGAGGCGGCCGCCGGGGCCCGCGCUGCCCAAGAACGCCCUGAUGCAGCUGAACGAGAUCAAGCCCGGCCUGCAGUACGCGCUGCUGUCGCAGACGGGGCCGGUGCACGCGCCUCUGUUCGUCAUGUCCGUCGAAGUGAACGGGCAGGUGUUCGAGGGCUCCGGCCCCACCAAGAAGAAGGCCAAGCUGCACGCCGCGGAGAAGGCCCUGCGCUCUUUCGUUCAGUUCCCCAACGCCUCUGAGGCCCACCUGGCCAUGGGGAGGACCCUGUCCGCCAACACGGACUUCACGUCCGACCAGGCUGACUUCCCCGACACGCUCUUCAACGGCUUCGAGACCCCGGACAGGUCGGAUGCGCCCUUCUACCUGGGCUCCAACGGGGACGACUCCUUUAGUUCCAGCGGGGACCUCAGCUUGGCCGCGUCCCCGGCACCCGCCGGCCUCGCGCAGCCUCCCCUGCCCGGCCCUCCGCCGUUCCCGCCGCCGAGCGGGAAGAACCCCGUGAUGAUCCUGAACGAGCUGCGGCCGGGGCUCAAGUACGACUUCCUGUCGGAGAGCGGGGAGAGCCACGCCAAGAGCUUUGUCAUGUCUGUGGUGGUGGACGGCCAGUUCUUCGAGGGCUCGGGCCGGAACAAAAAGCUCGCCAAGGCCCGGGCUGCACAGUCUGCCCUGGCGACCAUUUUUAAUUUGCACUUGGAUCAAACACCGUCUCGCCAGCCCAUCCCCAGCGAGGGCCUUCAGUUGCAUUUACCACAGGUGUUAGCAGAUGCCGUGGCUCGCCUGGUGCUGGAUAAGUUCGGUGACCUGACGGACAACUUCUCCUCUCCUCACGCACGUAGGAAAGUUCUUGCCGGCAUCGUCAUGACAACAGGCACAGAUGUGAAAGAUGCCAAGGUGAUAAGUGUCUCUACGGGAACAAAGUGCAUUAAUGGCGAGUACAUGAGUGAUCGUGGCCUUGCGUUAAAUGACUGCCACGCGGAGAUAGUAGCUCGGAGGUCCCUGCUCAGAUUUCUUUAUACACAGCUUGAGCUUUACUUAAAUAGCAAAGACGAUCAAAAAAGGUCCAUCUUUCAGAAGUCAGAGCGCGGCGGGUUCAGGCUGAAGGAGAGCGUUCAGUUCCAUCUGUACAUCAGCACGUCUCCCUGUGGGGACGCCAGAAUUUUCUCGCCGCACGAGCCGAUUCUGGAAGGGGCUGCUGCACUUGUUUCCCGUGAGGAGAGGAGAGGACUUUCACCUGGCCUUCCUCUCCUAGAACCAGCGGACAGGCAUCCAAACCGCAAAGCCAGAGGACAGCUGCGGACGAAAAUAGAGUCUGGCGAAGGCACGAUUCCAGUGCGGUCCAACGCCAGCCUGCAGACGUGGGACGGGGUGCUGCAGGGCGAGAGGCUGCUCACCAUGUCCUGCAGCGACAAGAUGGCCCGGUGGAACGUGGUGGGCAUCCAGGGCUCACUGCUCAGCAUCUUCGUGGAGCCGAUUUACUUCUCGAGCAUCAUCCUGGGCAGCCUCUACCACGGGGACCACCUCUCCAGGGCCAUGUACCAGCGGAUCGCAAACAUAGAAGACCUGCCCCCGCUGUACGCCCUCAACAAGCCUCUGCUCAGCGGCAUCAGCAACGCAGAAGCGCGGCAGCCGGGGAAGGCACCCAACUUCAGCGUCAACUGGACGGUGGGUGACUCGGCCAUCGAGGUCAUCAACGCCACGACGGGGAAGGACGAGCUGGGCCGUGCAUCCCGCCUGUGUAAGCACGCCUUGUACUGUCGCUGGAUGCGUGUGCACGGCAAGGUUCCCUCCAACUUGUUACGGUCCAAGAUUACUAAGCCCAACAUGUACCAUGAAUCCAAACUGGUAGCAAAGGAGUACCAGGCCGCCAAGGCGUGUCUGUUCAAAGCGUUCAUCAAGGCGGGGCUGGGCGCCUGGGUGGAGAAGCCCACAGAACAGGACCAGUUCUCUCUCACACCCUGACCUGGGGCCUGGGGCCGGGGCUGCUGCGUCCAGCGCUGUCUCCAGAAUGUCCCGUCUGGACUGGGGGCAGGUGUGGGGACGCGGGGUGCUGGGCAUCCAGCACUUUCUCCGGAACGUCCCGUCUGGAUUGGGGGCAGGUGUGGGGACGCAGGGUGCUGGGCGUCCAGCGUGGGGACGCGGGGUGCUGGGCGUCCAGCGCUUCCUCCGGAACGUCCCGUCUGGAUUGGGGGCAGGUGUGGGGACGCGGGGUGCUGGGCAUCCAGCACCGUCUCCGGAACACGUGUCUGGACUGGGGGCGGGCGUGCACUUCGGGGAGGGUGGGGAGGGUGUUGGGGUUCAGUGUCCCCACCUGGCACCCCUGUGCAGCGGCAUUACCCCUUUGAAUUAUCCAGUGACUGCUUUCAAUCUCCGUUUACGUUUAGAAAUUGAGUUCUACUGAGUAGGGCUUCCUUAAGUUUAGGAAAAUAGAAACUACUUUGUGUGAAAUUUUUGAAUAAAUAAUUUAUUCAGAGUUA
Neofelis nebulosa (Clouded leopard) is the source of this 3329-nucleotide messenger RNA. It is a transcript of the gene ADARB1, whose product is annotated as adenosine deaminase RNA specific B1. Gene Ontology annotation, biological process: RNA processing; adenosine to inosine editing. Gene Ontology annotation, molecular function: double-stranded RNA binding; tRNA-specific adenosine deaminase activity; double-stranded RNA adenosine deaminase activity. The record is from RefSeq and is a predicted model, not a curated record. NCBI's taxonomy places the organism in Eukaryota, Metazoa, Chordata, Mammalia, Carnivora, Felidae. Bases 334 to 2814 code for a protein of 826 amino acids. The transcript is spliced from 14 exons. Gene Ontology annotation, cellular component: cytoplasm; nucleolus.